CUUAACGCGUUGGGUGCCAUGCGAUUUAGAUGUCACGCUGUUUAGAACUCCAUUUUGAUUUUAUUUUUUUUUAUUACAGUACUUGGACAUCGGGGAGGAUAUGAACGUCCCCGAUGACUUCACAGCGAAGGAAAUGCAAACUGGGAUGUGGUGGAGGCAUCUAGCCGCUGGCGGCGUUGCCGGUGCCGUAUCUAGGACGUGUACCGCUCCUUUGGACCGAUUGAAAGUAUUCCUACAGGUGGACCCCAAAAAGCAAAGAAUAAACGACUGUUUCCAGAACAUGCUCCGCGAGGGAGGAAUAAAAGGCUUAUGGCGCGGCAACGGCAUCAACGUACUCAAAAUAGCUCCAGAAUCGGCGAUAAAAUUCGCCGCUUACGAGCAGAUUAAAAGACUGAUAAAAGGCGAUUCGAAAGAAGCCUUAAGCAUUUACGAAAGACAAGGUAGACGUUUUGAAUUGAAACUUUCAUUCUACGUUAAUUUUGAAGCUGUAAUUUGCGGACAUAGAUUCUAUAGGGUGUCUCAAAAUAAUUUUGCGCUGGUGCAUUGGCAGGUGGUUUUUAGUCAGACGGCCAUUUAUCCAUUAGAAGUACUCAAAACUAGGUUAGCUUUAAGGAAGACCGGUCAAUACAAGAGCAUAGCAGACGCCGCUUACAAAAUUUACGUUACUGAAGGGCUCAUGAGCUUUUAUAGAGGCUACAUUCCAAAUAUAUUAGGUAUUAUUCCAUACGCAGGCAUAGACCUUGCUGUUUACGAAACUUUGAAGAAAAAGUAUUUCAUGACACAUUCCAGUAACGAGCAACCCAGUUUUUGGAUGCUGCUGGCUUGCGGUAGCGCCAGUAGCACAUUGGGUCAGAUGUGUUCCUAUCCUUUGGCUUUGAUUAGGACACGUUUACAAGCACAAGUUGUCCAUCGAACGAUAGACCCCUCAUCGGCGACGAUGACAGGUGUCUUCCGUACCAUAAUGGAGAAGGAAGGAGUAUUCGGCCUAUACAGAGGCAUCACACCGAAUUUCAUCAAAGUAAUGCCGGCCGUGAGCAUCAGUUACGUGGUGUACGAGUACUCCAGCCGAUUACUUGGUGUCAAUAUGACGUGAUGUCGCCUCGGGCGGUUAGCAACGAAUUCAUUUACGCUGAAACGGCGCCGCCUCCCAGCAUGGCGUGGCGGCGCUCGUGGAAAAGUGCCGAACGUGGGGCGGCGGUUCAUCUCUCUUAAGAUUAUAUGAAUCGUUUCGAAAUAUUCGUUCCAGACACGUUUGAGAUGGUAUAAUAUCAUUUAAGUCCAUAAUAUCAUUCCUAUAAACAUCAGCAAAGGUUUAUUUUGAGGACAAUUUAGUUACUAUAAUAAGCGAAAGUUACUAUAGCGACCACGAAACACUUGCUAUAAUCGUCAUUAGUGUAGUAAUUAGUCGUUAUAACAAAUGAUUAUAUUUUUAUCUUCAAAAAUUUUAUAAAUUCAUCAAUAUCUUGUCCAUAAAUAUCAACAAAGGUUUAAAAAUCAAUUAGUAGGCGAAAGUUACUACAGAAACCACCAAACAGUUGUUAUAAUCGUCAUGAUUAUAUGUUUGUCUUCAAUAAUUUGAUAAAUGCAUCAAUUUCAUGUCCAUAAAUGUCAGCAAAGAUUUAAAAAUCAGUUUGAGAACAAAUAAUUAUUUUUUGUUUUAAAAAAAUUUGAUAAAUUCCAAAAUAUCUUAUAAAAUCAGGAAAAAUAAAACAUUGUUUCGAGGGUAUUUUGGUGGUUGCAGUUAGCGAAAGUUAGUACAGCAACCACCAAACUGUUGUUAUAAUCGUCAUUACUAUAGUAACUAAUCGUUAUAACAAAUAAUUAUAUAUUUGUCUUCAAACAUUCGAUAAAUUUUGCAAUAUCAUUUCCAUAAACAUCAGAAAAGGUUUAAAAAUAAUUUUGAAGGCAAUUUGGUCGCUAUAGUAAGGAACGUUAAUAUAACAGUUGUUAUAAUCGUCAUUACUAUAGCGACUGGCGCUGUAAUAUAAAAAAAACGUGUUUGGAAUCGUUUGUUCGAAAAAAUUCAUUUUCGGGCAUAUAUUUGUGCCACCUAGUUUAAUUUAUUUAUUUUUUUAAAUAUAGAUAGGCUUUAAAUAUGAUAUGACUGUAUGGUCACUUUUUUACAAUUGUUGAUAUUUUGAGUAUGCAGAAGUGUAUUUUUUUCUCGAUGGCAUUGUAUGAAUAAAUUCUUUAUUUAAAAAUAAAAAACGCAACUAAUUAAAUCGUUACCUGAAACGCUUAAAAUCAAAAGGUAGGUUAAUUUUUUUUUAUAUUUUGAUUAAAUUUCUUGACAUGAAAAUUCCGUUACUUUGAUAUAAAUGACAUUUUUACAUCUGUUUUGUUAACAUGUGUAAAGUCGACAGUUCCCGUGAUAAAUGACGUUGACGUGUGUCAUUUAAAUGAUAAGUGACAUUGACGUAUGACAUUUAAAUCUACCUAAAUUUUAAGUUUCGCGACAUUUUGUGUGUAUAUGUAAAAAUUCACUUCUGUAAACUCGCGCGCUUGUGUACUUAAUAUAAAAAUGUAUGAGGGGAAUAAACUAUUAUCAAAAUCAAUAUAUACAAAAUAAAUGCAUUCAUGUUCGCAAAACUACUAGAAAAAUUUAAACAUUUAUUUAAGCACAUGUUUUUCUAUCCUUCAUUAGUCCAACUUUUGAUAAAUCAUUGUCUUUCUGUUAUAAUUUCCCGUCAAAUUCUUUUUUCUACUUUGUUAUUGAUCUGCGGGACAAAUAAAAUCUAUUAAAAGUUAAUUACAAUUAACACAAAAAAGGCGUUUUUUUUUUAACACAGCUGCUACCAGUUAUUUUAUUACGUCUGUUAUUUUUUUUUUCUUGAUCACUCCCUGAUGAUAUAGCAUUUUUUCGCUCAUUGUGGUCUUAAAAGUUUGUACAAACCUGGACAAAAGAAGCGAGAAAACUGUUGUAGUUUGGGAAAAGAUUGUAUUAGAUUUUAUGUUUUUAAAACGGUUGUGAAUUGAUUUUAGCUGAAACAAAUCCUCAAUUUUUAUAUUAGGUACAUUAAGCGUAUCGUUUUUAGAUAAAAAAAAUAAUCCAUUCUCAAUGCAAAUUUAAAAUACCGCUUAAGUGAACCAGUUUUUAGAAGUUUAAUAAAAAAAAAAACCUUAUUCGCAAUUUUUGAUGUUACUAUUUUCAAUAAGCGUUUGUCUGUGGUUUUUGCUCCCAAUUUGAAAAAUUUGAAUGUUGUCAUUACACAUGAAAGAUAUAUUUAUGAAUAAAAUAUUAUAAUUCCAGUCAGAAGAGGGAAAUGUGAUGUACUUAAUAUUUUAAUAAAAUGAAAAAUAUGGUAUUAUACUGUAGAAUGUAUUUGUAUAAAAAAAUUUGAAAAAUUAAAACAUUCAUUCAGUCUUUAGUUUUUUUUUUAUGUCUGGGAAGUUUAACGUACCUAUUCCAAAAAAGUUUUAUACUAGCAGUCAGGUAAAGGUAAUGGGCCCUAAAAAAAUCGCAAAAAGGAUGAGAGUUGAAAUUAAUCAGACGAAUAAGUGGGAGGGGAAGAAGAUAAUUAUGAAAUAUUCAAAGAACGGACUUAAAAAUCCAUAUGUAUAACUGCAGUUGUAGAAUAGCAUGGGAAUUUAGAGAUACAGUAAGGCCAAUUACAGAAAUUUAAAUAACUUGAGGCAGGUCCAUUCUUAGCCUCUUUGUGGAGACAAAAAUACCGCUCCUAUAUUUUAAAACUAACCUUUUUAAACAAACAUUUUUUGAAAAUUCUAACAUCUAAUUUUGUGAAAUUAUAUCUAAUUUGAUAUAUGUUGGGUAUGGGGUAUUAUUGCACUGCAACUUAAAAGAUCUAUUGUGCCACCCAGAGAUAGUGCCCCUUAUUUAUUUAUUUAAUCAUACAUCCAGCGGCCAAGGCCCAUUACAGAAUUAGCAAUAUACAUUAAUAAACAUUAUGGGUAUAUAAUACGACAAAUAGUGAAAAACACAUUAUAAAUAGCGAGAUUGUGUGAGUAAUCUGAAAAAAACUCCAGUGAGAAAAAAGAUUAAUCACACAACGCAUUUAAAACAAAGCUAGAGUAUAAAAUGUAUUAAAAAGAACAUUACAAACAAGAAAAUAUACAUAUUAUAUAAAUCAAUAGGUCUUUUCCUUUGCAUCGAAAGUGUAGCACUGAGCUACGUCACUUCUGAAAAUAUCGUUCCAUCCAUACAAUUUGUAUAUAUGGAACGAUAUUUUCAGAAUUGGUGUAGCCCAGUGCUACACUUUCAAUGCAAAGGAAAAGACCUAUUAUCUCCACUUAAGUCAUUAACCGUGGACAGCAUACGAUGCAAUGGAGACUGACAGCUAUGCCUAGAAUUGAUUCUAGCAACAAAAAAGUUAAGCUGAUCAAAACGAGCAGGGCAAUUUAUUUUGUAAAUGAAAAUUAUUGAAUAUAUAAUUCUACGUUGAAAUAAGCUCUGCAUUCCAAACAUUGCUAAAAGCUGGUCUUGUGGAGAUCCCCUCUCGCGGUAGGUUCCAUGAAAAUAUUAAUGAAGACUUAAUAAAACGUAGCUGAACCAUAUUCAAGCUUGGACCUAACAAGAGUAUUGAAUAACAAUUUGCAAGUAUCUGGACUAUUAAAAUCUUUGAUAGACCGUAAGAUGGAACCUAGAACUUUAUUACACGACGCGUCAGUUACGGCAAGAUGAUUAACGAAUGAUAAUUUUGAAUCGAAUACAACGCCAAGGUCUUUAAUCGUGUCUGGUCUCUGCAAGACGACUCCUCCUAUAUUGUAAUCGAAUCUAAUACAAUCAAUCUUUCGCGUAUAUUACAUAACGUUGCAUUUUGCAGGAUUUAUCAUAAGAUUUUUAAUUAUACACCAAUUAUGAAUUUUGUUUAUAUCGGAUUGCAGUAAGGUACAUUCAUUGAUGUUAUCAAGCUUCAGGCCAACAGCGUAGAGUAAAUUGGCUCCAUUCUUUCUUGUAGCCCAGCUCUGUAGUUUUGAAGUUUCUCACAAAACUAUAUUUCUUCCUCAUUUCAUCUUGGGGCAUAUCCCAAGUAUCUUCGGUCCUGAAGCUAAUAGAUUUUCGUCUGAUUAUACCGUUCUAUAUCAUAUCCUUUUUGCUACAUUCUCUAUCAUUAAAUUUAGAACGGUGAGAUUUAAGAUCACCUCCAUUGCAGCCGUAGGACAGGUUCUCAUUGCACAGGUGAUGCAAACUAGUAUUAUAAGAUACACCUUCACAAAAAAAAAUCAGUUAACUAAACUUUGCCAGUGACGUAACACCAGUCCUUCUAAAUUUUACGCUUCUGUCCAACAAAAUUAAAAUAUAAAUUAAAAUUUUUGACUUUACCAUCCUGUUUUUCGAAAACGAAUAUUUUAGCAUUUAAUUGUCUUAUUUUUAAUUAAAAAAUCAACAGUUGUGUAGGCUUAACAAUAAUUUUACACAUAUUCUCGAUAUUCCAAAUUAACUUCUUCAAGAAAUCCUAUGAAUAACUUAUAAAACUAAAAUAUAAUAAUUUUUUAAACAAAUAAAUAAAAGUUCCUUCGUUGUAUAGGUCACACACAGCUUUUAUUUAUCGAGUACAUUUGUUUCAGAACAGACUUGAGAAAAUGGCUGCAUAGCUGAAACCCAUAUUUUUUUAUUAAACUAUUCAUUGUGGCAUACAUUUUGUGUUUCAUUUAUCUCGUAAUAAAAAAUUCAUGCAAUAUACAAAUAUUUUAUUUACAAAAAUAAAAACAGUUUUAUUUAUUUAAAUGCAGUCCAGCAUCUUUAUCGACAAUCCAGUAAACGUUUCCAGAAGCGGGCUGGACUCUGGCUGCUGGAAGGUUCUCCUUAUCCACCAGAACUCUCUAAAAAAUACAUUGAAUAAAAAUUAAUAUAUUGUAUGGGGUUUACUAAUUUUUAUUUGGUUUCCUUCAAUUUUUUCAUAAUUUUUUAUGAUAUUAAUCCAAUAUAAUGCCUUUUAGCUUUAGGUUUCGUUAUUAAUGUUGUUCAUAUAAUUUGUUUAGUGGAACUUUAAUAUUUUUUAAAGUAAUUUAACUGUUGGAAUCCUGUUAAUCCAACUUAAAGAGGCCACUUCCCUCUCCUCGUUUUCAAAUCAACAAAUUUUAAAUAUUAUUGAGACACAGUGACCCUCUUGCUGUUUAAUGUUUACCCAUGCAACUAAUUCAUAAUGGAUAUGGUAUGGUAAGUCAAAUUAUUAAUAAUUUUUUCCAUAAUACAUUUAUUUUGUAAAUGUAUUAUUUUUAUUAAACAUUUUUCACUGUACAAUUAUGCAGUUAGGUGUGACUGAAGAUGAAGUAAAUAUUUCGAAAUCGUUGGUUAAUAGAUAACUUUGUGAGAAAUAAACAUUUUCUUUGACUUCCUUGCUCAAUUCUCUAAUGAUCUACAAUGUUUUGACUUUUCCGUUCAGAAAUUUAAGAAAGAUGUACUCAAAUUGAAUAUUUGAAUGUCUUGUUCUCAUGUUCUCUAUUUGUACUUAUUAUAUUCAAUUAUUGUCUGUAUAUUAGUACCAUUACUGUUUUAUUUAACCAAUUUGUCCGAUUAUGUUAUGUGAAUUAUUUUUAUUUUCUAUGUUGGCAGUAUUUUAUUGUAUUCUACUGUAUUUUGACCAAAUUAAAUAAAUAAAUAAAAAAUUGAUUGUGUAAUCUCCUAUUAUUUAUUUGUACUUAUUUUAUUCAAUUGUCUGUAUAUUAGUGCCAUUACUGUUUUAUUUAAUCAAUUUGUACGAUUAUAUUAUGUGAAUUAUUUUUAUUUUCUAUGUUAACAGUAUUUUAUUGUAUUCUACUGUAUUUUGACCAAAUUAAAUAAAUAAAUAAAAAAUUGAUAUAUUAAAAUAACUAAGUCAUGUACCAUUAUUACACCAUUAUUUUAAUUAUUUAGUUUUGGUCUAUUAUAUAUAUUUUUUUUAAAUUACUGUUCUAUAAUCAAAAAUACAAUGUAAUGACAUGUAUGCACAUAUAAAUGUAAAAUUUUCAUACCAAAAUGGUGUGAUGUUAUCUCCAUACCUUACCACCUCCCUCUGCGUAUUGCACCAGAAUCUAGAAUACUUUAUCAAUUUAUUCUUAACUCACCUUAAUCAUAUCAGCCUUUUCUUUCCCGGAUGCAGCAAUGGCACAAACAUCUGCAUUAUUAACUACAGGGAAUGUCAUUGUUACUCGACUGGGAGGAGGUUUUGGUGAAUCCGUAAUGGGUGCUAUCCACCUACUGGUUUCAUUAAGCAACUUAUGACCCGGGAAUAAAGAACAAGUGUGGCCAUCAGGUCCCAUCCCAAGUAACAGUAAAUCAAACACUGGUAGUUUUUCAUUCGGAAAGAAUUCCUUUACUUUAUUUUCGUAAGCUGUCGCUGCUUCUUCAGCUGGGAAAAACAUAAUAAAUAUUUAUAAAAAUCCAAUAAACCAUUUAGAUAUAUUAAUAUUACCUGAUACACCCUGUUUAAUUUGAACAAAUUGAUCUUCUUUUAAUGGAACUGCUCCGGAAUCUAUUAAAGUCUUCUUGUAAAGACCAAAAGUAGAAUCGGGAUCAUUUACAGGUACUAAUCUUUCAUCGCAGAAAAAUAUUGUCCAUUUGGAGAAGUCGGUUUUGAUUUUUGGUAAACCAGUUGCUAGGAAUGGUG
Molecule: messenger RNA, 7547 nt
Organism: Psylliodes chrysocephalus
Lineage: Eukaryota; Metazoa; Arthropoda; Insecta; Coleoptera; Chrysomelidae
Source: the annotation of a GenBank genome assembly